Aspergillus wentii DTO 134E9 is the source of this 1160-nucleotide messenger RNA. Its product is annotated as aldo/keto reductase. Gene Ontology annotation, biological process: D-xylose catabolic process. Gene Ontology annotation, molecular function: D-xylose reductase (NADPH) activity. The coding region runs from base 135 to 1094 and encodes 319 amino acids. Gene Ontology annotation, cellular component: cytosol. NCBI's taxonomy places the organism in Eukaryota, Fungi, Ascomycota, Eurotiomycetes, Eurotiales, Aspergillaceae. The record is from RefSeq and is a predicted model, not a curated record. The transcript has 4 exons.
UGGAGCUCUACCAGAAAAUAUUCCUUUAAAAGGGCAGCAGUCGGCUUUCAAUCUGGGAUUAAUCUUUUCCUCUUCAUCUUAAUCUUCUGGCAGAAUUUUUUUUUUCAAUCCUACAAACCCCUGACUAUUCCACAAUGGCUGCUCCUACCGUCAAGCUCAACAGCGGAUAUGACAUGCCCCUCGUGGGUUUUGGUCUCUGGAAGGUCAACAACGACACUUGUGCGGACCAAAUUUACAACGCCAUCAAGGCUGGUUACCGCUGCUUCGACGGCGCUUGUGACUACGGAAAUGAGGUCGAAGCGGGCCAGGGUGUUGCCCGCGCCAUCAAGGACGGCAUCGUGAAGCGCGAGGAGCUCUUUAUCGUCUCGAAGCUCUGGAACAGCUUUCACGAUGGCGAUCGCGUGGUGCCCAUCUGCCGCAAGCAGCUGGCGGACUGGGGCCUUGACUACUUCGACCUGUACAUCGUUCACUUCCCUGUCGCAUUGAAAUACGUCGACCCAUCUGUCCGGUACCCUCCCGGCUGGAGCUACGAAAACGACAAGGUGGAAUUCAGCACCGCCACUAUCCAAGAGACCUGGACCGCCAUGGAGACACUCGUCGACCAGAAGCUCGCCCGGAGUAUCGGUAUCAGCAACUUCAGUGCCCAGCUCGUCAUGGACCUGCUGCGCUACGCCCGUAUCCGCCCUGCAACCCUGCAAAUCGAGCACCACCCCUACCUUACACAGACUCGUUUGGUCGACUAUGCCCAGAAGCAGGACAUCACUGUGACCGCGUACUCGUCGUUUGGACCUCUGAGCUUCCUCGAGCUGGACAUGAAGAACGCACAGGAGACUCCCCUUUUGUUCGAGCAUGCUACGGUGAAGAGCAUCGCCGAGAAGCACGGCAAGACUCCGGCUCAGGUUCUGCUGCGCUGGGCUACUCAGCGCAACAUUGCUGUUAUCCCCAAGAGCAACAACCCUACCCGCCUUGCUCAGAACCUCGAUGUCACUGGGUGGAACUUGGAGAGCAGUGAGAUUGAUUCUAUUAGCUCGCUGAACAAGAACUUGAGAUUCAAUGAUCCUCUCAACUACGGUCUCUAUGUUCCCAUCUUCUAAGCCUCGAUUUAUAUUCGAAGAUCAUCUCUUCACUGACCUACGACUCGAAAUGCCAAUGCCUGGGUA